CAAAGUGGUUAUGAAGAGUGCCUAAAUUCUGAUGUAAUACAAAUCAUGGUCGAUCAAAUUGUAGAGGAUAAGAAUUCUUUCAUUAAUCAAGUUUACAGGACCAAUCCAUUUCUUCAAGAGCAAAUCAAAGUAUUUGAAGCCAAUAAAGUAUUUUAUUCAUUGAUAUAUGAUAGAACAAAAAUAAUUUCUGCUGCAUGCUUUGUACAAUUCCUUAAUCUAAAAUCAAAAGAAUAUUUUGGAUUCUGCACGGAAUCGUUGAAGCUGAGUCUCGUGUGUCCGACAACGAAACCGAACAUCGUCUUGUUCAGCGAUCGAAUAGAUUUUGGCGAACGGUCCAUAGACGUCCGUCACAACGAAUGGCUGUUCGUACGGAACGUGACAACGCGCCCUGUGCCGUUGAAGGUUUCGCCGCCGAGCCCGGUCGGACCUUUUUUCUGCGCAUUCGCUCUGAACGGCGAACAGCUAUUAUAUCCCGACCGCACGUUGCCGAUCAACAUUUCAUUCGUGCCCGAACACGAGGCGGCGGUUAACGAAAUGUUGGAGUUGAGUUCCGAAACGAUGCGGUUACAGGUCAUGGUGUCCGGUAGCGGUCGCGGGCCAUCGUGCACAAUUACACCCGACGACAUGUUCAACGUAAUACAAACUAUGCGAAAAAACGCGACCAAAGCGUUUAUUUUUCGGGUGACAAACACCAGUGGAACGAACGUGCGGUUCAACGUGCAAAUGGAAUGGACGAGGGAGCUAUCGGAGCCAAUGGUCGACGACGAAGUGUUCGAGUUCAUAGAAACGCUCCGAAUGUUGGAGGGGUCAGACCCGGAGCAGCGUGCGGCAAUGGCGUCGUUGUUUGAUGGAGCGGAAUGGGCCGAGGAAUCCGCCGUCGCUGGUGAAGGUGCGUUUGACCUGGGAAACGGUGGCCGGCCACUGUGGUUUCGUUUGGACCCGACAGAGUCGCGGUACGUUCAGGUGACUUUAACGCUUCCUCGGUACAACCGACAACUAGACAAAGAUAAAGACGGCGACAGCGACGACGAGUCGUUAGAGUCACCGGACGGAAGCGAAGAGGAGGUGAUAAAAUCACCUGACGACGGUUUUGGGACGGAGUCAGCCGAACCGGGCCGAGAGUUUAAUCGUAACGAUGACGGUCGAACAGCCACUGACAAGCGUCGCGUCUACGCAGCAAAGUUCAACGUGCAUGUAGGCCAUUUGGUGCUCAGACAGUUCUACGUGUUUGGUUUCGUAGACGUGGAUACAACCGUGGACUCCUAG
Molecule: messenger RNA, 1266 nt
Organism: Metopolophium dirhodum (rose-grain aphid)
Lineage: Eukaryota; Metazoa; Arthropoda; Insecta; Hemiptera; Aphididae
Exons: 6
Coding region: 46-1266 (406 amino acids)
Source: RefSeq, a predicted model, not a curated record